Molecule: messenger RNA, 912 nt
Organism: Protopolystoma xenopodis
Lineage: Eukaryota; Metazoa; Platyhelminthes; Monogenea; Polystomatidea; Polystomatidae
Source: the annotation of a GenBank genome assembly
AUGGCCGCCAAACGCACACGAACCCUCGGCACAGACACCGUGUCUAUCUUCCUCACAGCGACUUUGCCCACUUGGUCGAGGGGGCAGAUCUGGACACUGGAAACACACUGCCUCGGCCUAUCUCUGCCUUGUUUGAGAGCCAGAAAGCCGAGCAGCAGACAAGAUAAAUGGCCUUCUCAUCCGAGAGACCGAAUCUUCCCAGAUCACUGUAAUGAUAAUUUGCCUGCUGAUGAUGACGCUGACAUCCUUUCAGGUUGUGACCUCGAGCGUCUUCGUCUUACCUGUAGCCCCUCAGACGUGGCCUGUGAAGGCGUUUCAGUCGACCUGACACUCGAUCAUACAAAGGGUCGCGUCAUAAAAGGAAACCGCCUCUUUUCUGUUUCCCAUCCUCUGCUCCCCACCAUUGUCUCUUUCACCUCACGAGAGAGCAUGUCCAUUUGGGAUAUUUAUGCAAUGCGCCCCUUACCUGUACAUUUAUGGUUCAACAGAGGCUACCACUUGCGUAGGCGCCAGGGCAAAUCUGCUCAACUUCAUAGUCUUGAGGCUGAGGAAGUGUGCCCACGGCUGUACCAUGCAUAUCUGCCGUGUAGGCAUGCUUGUGUGUGCACAGUCGGCAUUGGGUGUGGAAGCAAGACCUAUUUGACGUCAGUCGUCGGACUGUCUGUGGCCGAAGUGGGGGGCAAUAGGCCACAGUUCAUGCAACAGGGCCAUCAUGGGGAUGCUGUAUCACCGGGCGGGCAUGGGUUCAACCAAGUUCAAAACAACACUAAACUGGCCUCUAGCAACGAAAUUUGCUUUCUUCUUCACAUCACACCAAACGAAGGGUCCCAAAGGUGCUCUCAUUACGCCAAAUCCAAUAACACUCCUUCUCCAACCAAUGUGAAGGGAAUAGCCAAGCUUCGUUUGGUCUAA